AUGCUGAUAUUCUCAGUCCUGUGCGUUCUGGUGAGCAGUUAUAUAAGUCCACCACGUUCGCGAUCAGGUGCUAAUCACUUGGAACAAGAGUUAAAGAGAAUUGAACAAUUGGGAGCUAAGCUUGAAGAAGACAUGGUGAUAUUGAGUGAACAGAUUAAUAAUCUGCAAUGCAAGAACGAAAGUGGUAACGUAUCGACGGUAAAGCGAAGCCUACAAUCAAAAGCAGCAUCGAUGCAAGAUCAGUACUCAUAUGGCCAACAGCAACCGAUGCAACAACAAUCGCGACAACAGCAACAACAACAACAACCGCAACAACAACAACAAUCACAACAACAGCAACCACAACAACAACAACAACAGCAACCACAACAACAACAAUACUACUCAUCCAAUAUGAUGAUGAAGAGACAAAUGGGAGGGAAAAUUAACCACAAUUCACAACAACCAAUGAGCGCAUACUCCCAAUAUUCCAAUUCAUACGGAGCACAGAGUGGAUAUGGACAACCCAUUGGUCAAUCACAAAUGAUGAAACGUCAACAACAGUCAAAACUAGCACAAGCUUACUAUCCUUCACAACAAGGUCAACAACAACAACAACAACAAUUACAACAAUAUGGAUAUCCACCCAUUAAGCCUCACAUGCAAAUGGGAGGGAUAAAUAUGCAACCUCAACAACUCCCAUAUUUCCAACAACCUCAAUAUUACGAUAACAUAGGAUUUGAUGAAAAUCAACAAGACAGUUAUGAGACUGUUGAUGGGCCAUAUGUUUAUGAUGACGACGUCGAAGAACCGGUUAUGGGUGAUGUUGUGAAACGUGAAUUGAUGUAA
Messenger RNA from Schistosoma guineensis, 828 nucleotides. The record is from the annotation of a GenBank genome assembly. NCBI's taxonomy places the organism in Eukaryota, Metazoa, Platyhelminthes, Trematoda, Strigeidida, Schistosomatidae.